Molecule: messenger RNA, 1447 nt
Organism: Rubroshorea leprosula
Lineage: Eukaryota; Viridiplantae; Streptophyta; Magnoliopsida; Malvales; Dipterocarpaceae
Source: the annotation of a GenBank genome assembly
GCAGUAUUGGGAAGAUUUUGAGACGUUCAUUCAAGCAAGAGGUCAAAGAGGACAGAGUCACCAAAACCCAUUUGUAAAGUUUGCUGCUUUAGGUGGGGAUUGUAGUGGGAAAUGAAGGAGAAGAGUGAGGGCGGUGGGGGAGGAGGGUACGUGAGGGCAGAUCAGAUAGAUCUGAAGAGCUUGGAUGAGCAGUUGCAGAGGCAUCUUAGCAGGGCAUGGACCAUGGAGAAGAACAAGAGUAAGAAAGAGGAAGGGGACGGAGGAGGAGGGCAGCAACAGCGGCCCAGCAACGCCGUGACUAGACAAGAGUGGGAGAUUGAUCCUUCUAAACUCGCUAUCAAAGGUGUCAUAGCUCGAGGCACUUUUGGGACUGUGCACCGCGGCAUUUAUGACAGCCAAGAUGUAGCUGUCAAACUUCUUGAUUGGGGAGAAGAGGGCCACAGAUCAGAAGCUGAAAUAGCUUCACUUCGAGCAGCAUUUACACAAGAAGUUGCAGUCUGGCACAAGCUUGAACACCCUAACGUAACAAAGUUUAUAGGGGCAACAAUGGGCAUGUCAGAGCUAAAUAUACAGACAGAAAACAGUCAUGUUGGCUUGCCAAUUAAUGUUUGUUGUGUUGUUGUUGAAUAUUGUCCUGGUGGUGCAUUGAAAUCUUACCUCAUAAAGAAUCGGAGAAGGAAGUUGGCAUUCAGAGUGGUUAUUCAACUGGCACUAGAUCUUGCACGAGGGUUGAGCUAUCUCCACUCUAAGAAGAUUGUCCACCGAGAUGUUAAAACAGAAAAUAUGCUUCUUGACAAGACACGUACAGUAAAGAUAGCUGAUUUUGGUGUUGCUCGCCUCGAAGCUUCAAAUCCUAAUGACAUGACUGGAGAGACUGGAACACUUGGUUACAUGGCACCAGAGGUUCUCAAUGGAAACCCCUACAAUAGAAAGUGUGAUGUGUAUAGUUUUGGCAUAUGUUUGUGGGAGAUAUACUGCUGUGACAUGCCUUAUCCCGACCUCAGCUUUUCGGAAGUGACAUCAGCUGUUGUCCGUCAGAAUCUGAGGCCAGAGAUACCUCGUUGCUGCCCAAGUUCUCUUGCAAACGUUAUGAAGCGGUGUUGGGAUGCUAACCCUGACAGGCGGCCAGAGAUGGAUGAGGUGGUGUCAAUGUUGGAAGGGAUUGACACAUCCAAGGGUGGAGGUAUGAUCCCACUUGAUCAGCCUCAAGGUUGUUUUUGUUUCCGUAGAUACAGGGGGCCGUGAAAUGCAAGUAACGACGUAUUGCAAGUUCUACAUAAACCAAUUUAUUCAUACUUAAUUGAAUUGGAAAGAUGGGGGAAAUCUAGGAGCUGACAGUACAAAUUUUUUAUGUUAUUGGCUAGGAGCUCCAGAGAACACCAACUCAUGCAUACACGCAUAUUGUAGAGCUUUUCUGUCUCCUCUUUUUGCUCACUUAUUCAGUAAG